Messenger RNA from Oncorhynchus nerka (sockeye salmon), 2657 nucleotides. Its product is annotated as GATOR1 complex protein NPRL3-like. The coding region runs from base 341 to 2176 and encodes 611 amino acids. Gene Ontology annotation, cellular component: GATOR1 complex. Gene Ontology annotation, biological process: cellular response to amino acid starvation; negative regulation of TORC1 signaling; positive regulation of autophagy. The transcript has 14 exons. NCBI's taxonomy places the organism in Eukaryota, Metazoa, Chordata, Actinopteri, Salmoniformes, Salmonidae. The record is from RefSeq and is a predicted model, not a curated record.
UAUCAGUGUAACACACAACAUUGGCAGGCAGCUCUGAGCUGGAGUAGAGAAACAACACAUCUAGCAGAUAACGGAAUUAUAUAAGUAUUAAAAUAUAUUGUCACCAGUAUAUUACCGAAUGUUGUUAAGUAGUUAAUCAAUGUAGCUAAUGGUGCUGCGAUAGGUAACAUUAACCCUCAACAUUUCUUAGCUGGCACAAGCUAGUUAGCUCGGAGCUAGCUAUAUUUGAUAAUUAUUGGAAAGUCUGGCAAGUGGUAGCUAGGUUUCUUAUAACCAUGUAGCUAGCAAACUGUUUGUCAAUUGAUAUUUAACAUUACAGUAGCUAACUCGACGUUAAAAUAUGUACAUUCAUUCAUCAUCAUUUGAUUUACAAGGCGAGCGAAAAUCUAUGUAUAAACAGUCUGAAAAUAGCUUCUUCAAAUGUGGUGAAAAGACAAGCCCUAUCAGUGUAAUUUUGGUUACUUCGGGUAGCCGAGGGAAUAAAUUGCUCUUUAGGUACCCAUUUCAACGGGUUGCAGAUUGCACUUCAUCACUCACGACAAAACAGCGAAGUCCAUAUGCAUUGAACACUACAGGAGAUGUUCUUGAAGACCCAGAUGGAGAUUCAAGAGAACAAACUCCAUUAACUGAUCAACAGUUGGUAGCAGGGUUCUCUGACAUCAUCCUCGCCACUAUCUUGGCCACCAAGUCUGAUAUGUGUGGGAAGAAGUUUGAGCUGAAGAUAGACAAUGUGCGUUUCGUUGGGCACCCCACCCUCCUCCAGCAUCCUCACACCAUUCAGGUGUCCAAGACAGACCCCUCACCUAAGAGGGAGAUGCCCACCAUGAUCCUGUUCAGUGUUGUGUUUGCUCUGAGGGCCAACGCCGACCCGUCCGUCAUCAGCUGCAUGCACAACCUGUCCCGGCGUAUCGCCAUCGCCCUGCAGCACGAGGAGCGCCGCUGCCAGUACCUCACCAGAGAGGCCAAGCUGAUGCUGGCCGUGCAGGACGAGGUGACCAACAUGACCGAGACUGAUGGCAGCCCUCAGUCACCGUUCAGACAAAUCCUUCCUAAAUGCAAGCUUGCCAGGGACUUGAAGGAGGCAUAUGACAGCCUGUGUACAACAGGGGUGGUGAGGCUCCAUAUCAACAACUGGCUGGAGGUGAGCUUCUGUUUACCUCACAAGAUCCACCGGGUAGGGGGCAACCACGUACCCCCAGAGGCUCUGGAGCGUAGCCUCAAGGCCAUAAGGCCGUAUCAUGCUCUGCUGUUGCUGGACAGUGAGAAGGCUCUGCUGGCCCAGCUGCCUUUGGACUGCUCUCCUGCUCUGGUGCGCCUCAUUAAGACCUGCUCUGCAGUCAAGAACCUGCAGCAGCUGGCACAGGAUGCAGACCUGAACCUGCUACAGAUCUUCCAGAUUGCUGCUCACCUGGUGUACUGGGGAAAAGCCAUCAUAGUGUACCCUCUGUGUGAGAACAAUGUCUACAUGCUGUCCCCACACGCCAACAUCAGCCUGUACUCUCCAUUGGCUGAGGCGUUUGGCCAGCAGUUCCCAGGUCAUGACCUGCCUUCCAUGCUGGCCAAGUUCUCCCUGCCGCUCUCACUGUCUGAGUUUAGGAACCCACUGGAUGCGUCUGUGCAGGAGGCCCAGCUGAUCCAGAUGGUGGUGUGGAUGCUCCAGCGGCGCCUGCUGAUCCAGCUCCAUACCUAUGUGUGUCUGCUGGUCCCCCCCAGUGAGGAGGAGCCAGGUCUGCUGCGGGACGAGGAGCUCCCCCUGGUGGCCCGGGUGGGGGGACGCAGCCUCAGCACGCCCAGCGCACUCAGCUUUGGAUCUCCAACCAGCAGUGAUGACAUGACCCUGACCAGUCCCAGUAUGGAUAACUCCAGUGCAGAACUGCUUCCUGGUGGAGACUCUCCACUAAACAGGAGGAUGACCGAGACGUUACUGGCCAGCCUGACAGAGCACGAGCGCCAGGUCAUCCUCAAUAUCCCAGCUGCACAAAGUCCUGAAGACCUGCGCAUGUUUGCCAGGCUGCUGCACUACUUCCGAGGGCACCAUCACCUGGAGGAGAUCAUGUAUAAUGAAAACAUGAGGCGAUCUCAGCUGAAGACCCUAUUUGACAAAUUCAGAAGUGUUCUGGUGGUCACCAACCAUGAGGACCCUGUCAUCUCCCUCUUCCAGUCUCCUCUGGAGUAGAGGUCUGUCAUCUCCCUCUUCCAAUCUCCUCUGGAGUAGAGGUCUGUCAUCUCCCUCUUCCACUCUCCUCUGGAGUAGAGGUCUGUCAUCUCCCUCUUCCACUCUCCUCUGGAGUAGAGAGGUCUGUCAUCUCCCUCUUCCAGUCUCCUCUGGAGUAGAGGUCUGUCAUCUCCCUCUUCCACUCUCCUCUGGAGUAGAGAGGUCUGUCAUCUCCCUCUUCCAGUCUCCUCUGGAGUAGAGGUCUGUCAUCUCCCUCUUCCACUCUCCUCUGGAGUAGAGGUCUGUCAUCUCCCUCUUCCAGUCUCCUCUGGAGUAGAGGUCUGUCAUCUCCCUCUUCCACUCUCCUCUGGAGUAGAGAGGUCUGUCAUCUCCCUCUUCCACUCUCCUCUGGAGUAGAGGUCUGUCAUCUCCCUCUUCCACUCUCCUCUGGAGUAGAGGUCUGUCAUCUCCCUCUUCCACUCUCCUCUGGAGUAGAGGUCUG